Aspergillus nomiae NRRL 13137 is the source of this 1641-nucleotide messenger RNA. Its product is annotated as putative protein kinase C substrate. Lineage: Eukaryota; Fungi; Ascomycota; Eurotiomycetes; Eurotiales; Aspergillaceae. Bases 1 to 1641 code for a protein of 546 amino acids. Gene Ontology annotation, biological process: N-glycan processing. Gene Ontology annotation, cellular component: glucosidase II complex. The record is from RefSeq and is a predicted model, not a curated record. The transcript is spliced from 4 exons.
AUGAUACUGCCUCAGGGAUCGCUGUUCUUUGUGAGCUUGGCAGCAUGCUCGACCGCCGUUGUUGCGGCGAGUAACGACGGCUCCGCACGUCCUCGGGGUGUUGGGCCCGAAUUCGCGAAGUUCUACAAGGACACCGACACAUUUACCUGCAUCUCGCACCCCGCUAUCAAGGUCCCCUUUUCCGCCGUCAAUGAUGACUACUGUGAUUGUCCGGAUGGUAGUGAUGAGCCUGGUACUUCAGCCUGUGCUCAUCUAUCCAAUAACUCGCCGUUGACGGCCGCUGACCGUCCUGGGAAUAACGACCUCGAUCUGACGCUAUCUCUGCCCGGGUUCUACUGCAAGAAUAAGGGUCACAAGCCCUCCUAUGUGCCCUUUCAGCGGGUCAAUGAUGGGAUCUGUGACUAUGACCUAUGCUGUGAUGGGAGUGACGAGUGGGCUCGUGUCGGGGGCACCAAGUGCGAGGACAAGUGCAAGGAGAUUGGCAAGGAAUGGCGAAAGAAGGAGGAGAAGAGACAAAAGUCGAUGACGACUGCGCUGAAGAAGAAAAAGGAACUGCUGACUGACGCCGGAAGGCAGCAGAAGGAGGUCGAGGAGAGCAUUAACGGACUGGAGGUUCAGAUCCAGGGCCAGGAGAUGAAGCUCAAGGAUUUGGAGGCUGAUCUGGAGGAGAUCGAGAAGCAAGAGCGGAGCAAGGUGGUGACAGGCAAGAAGGCGGGCAAGGUCAAUGUGCUUGCCCAAGUCGCCAAGGGCCGAGUUGAGGAACUUAGAACCGCGUUGGCUGAGGUCCGUAAGGAGAGGGAUGAGACUCGCUCUCGCGUCAAGGAGCUCGAGGAGAUUCUCUCCAAGUUCAAGGUCGAAUAUAACCCGAAUUUUAAUGACGAGGGUGUCAAGCGCGCUGUGCGCAGCUGGGAGGAAUAUGCCGCUAGAGGUACCUCUGAAGGCCUGGGGAACGCUGCCCGUGACCGUGAUCUGGAUGAGAUUGCCAAGCCCGAUGACGACAAGUCUGGCGUCAACUGGGAGCAAUGGGAGAAUGAAGAGGAUGGAUGUGAAGCCAAUCCUGUCUACCAGCUGGCAGCCUAUCUGCCUCCCUCUCUUGUGAACUUCAUUGAGGACAAGUCCAAGGCAGUGACAGAGGCCCGUGACGCCGUCGAUGCAACCCGCAAGUCCAUCGAAGAUUUGAAGAGGCAGGUAAAGGAUCACAAGGAGGAUCUCGAUACGGACUACGGUGUGGGAUCCAUCUUCCGUGCUCUUAAGGGCGUCUGCAUCCAAAAGGAUGCCGGAGAGUACACAUACGAGCACUGCUUCUUGGAUCAGACUAAGCAGAUCCCGAAGAAGGGCGGAUCAACGGCACGCAUGGGCAAUUUCGUUCGCAUUGGAUCUGUCACCAUUGAUGAGCUCAACGAGUCCGGCGAGAUUGUCCCCGAGGAGAGGAUAUCUCUCGAGUACGCCAAGGGACAGACGUGCUGGAACGGCCCUGCUCGGUCCACGAGUGUCAUCUUGCAGUGUGGCGAGGAGAACGAGAUUCUGAAGAUUGCUGAAGACGAGAAAUGCGUCUAUUCAAUGCUCGUCAACACCCCUGCCGUGUGCCCAGGGGGAGAGGAAGACGCCCAUGCAGCCUCGGGCCGCAAGGAUGAACUGUGA